Messenger RNA from Phoenix dactylifera (date palm), 4445 nucleotides. The record is from RefSeq and is a predicted model, not a curated record. Lineage: Eukaryota; Viridiplantae; Streptophyta; Magnoliopsida; Arecales; Arecaceae.
UAUUCUGCUGAAAAAUAAAACCAAAUAAACGAGGAACUUCCGAGACCUCUUCUCCGUUUCCCUCCCAUUCUGGGACUCUCGGUUCUCCCCUCCUCUCUUCUCCCAAGCUCCAUUACCUUUUUCCGGAUCGAAAGCCAAAGCCCUAACCCUAAAUUUCGAAAACCCUAGCUCUCCCAGGGCUCGAAUGUCGGAAUUCCUUCCCCAUUCGCAUCGAUCGAGCUUCUAAUCUUGUUCUUCAUUACGAUAUCCAGCAAGAAUUCCUGAUCUAGGGUUUCAGAUCUCCGUCAAGAACAUGAGAUCUGGAACCAAAAUCCGGCUUCUUUUGGCCUUACUCUCGAUCCUUUCUUUCUUGGCGAUCCCCUCGGAAUCGGCCGUCGCGAGCAUAGAUCUCGGCUCCGAAUGGAUGAAGGUGGCAGUGGUGAACCUAAAGCCCGGCCAGAGCCCGAUCUCCAUCGCUAUCAACGAGAUGUCCAAGCGGAAGUCCCCGGCCCUCGUCGCCUUCAAUGGCGGUAAUCGUCUCGUCGGCGAGGAGGCCGCCGGGAUCGCGGCGCGGUACCCCGACAAGGUCUACUCCCAGGUGAGGGACAUGAUUGGGAAGCCGUACAAGCACGUCAAAGAUCUCGUCGAUUCCCUCUACCUCCCCUAUAGUUUAGUGGAGGAUUCCAGAGGGGCAGUUGGAAUCAGGAUCGAUGACGGCCUCACCGUCUACACGGCGGAGGAGUUGCUUGCGAUGGUCCUUAGUUAUGGGAUGAGCUUGGCUGAGUUGCACGCGGGGAUUCCGGUGAAGGAUGCCGUGAUCUCCGUGCCGCCGUAUUUUGGGCAGGCGGAGCGGAGGGGAGUGCUUGACGCGGCGCAGCUUGCGGGGAUCAACGUGUUGUCUCUCAUCAACGAGCAUGCUGGUGCUGCUUUGCAGUAUGGGAUUGAUAAGAAUUUUUCGAACGAGUCCCGGCAUGUCAUAUUUUAUGAUAUGGGCUCAAGUAGUACUUAUGCUGCCCUGGUUUACUUCUCGGCAUACAAUGCAAAGGAAUUUGGGAAGACCAUAUCUGUUAACCAGUUCCAGGUCAAGGAUGUUAAAUGGAAUGCUAAACUUGGCGGCCAAGAUAUGGAAUUUCGUUUGAUUGAGUAUUUUGCUGAUGAGUUUAAUAAGCAAGUAGGAAACGGAGUUGAGGUGAGGAAGUCUGCUAAAGCAAUGGCUAAAUUGAAGAAACAGGUGAAGCGUACAAAAGAAAUUUUAAGUGCCAAUACAGUGGCACCAAUAUCUGUUGAAUCUCUGUAUGAUGAUCGUGAUUUCAGAAGCACAAUAACACGUGAGAAAUUUGAAGAACUUUGUGGGGACUUGUGGGAACAGGCUUUGGUUCCUGUAAAAGAAAUGCUCAGAGGUUCAGGCUUAAAGAUAGAUGAUAUUUAUGCAGUAGAGCUGAUAGGUGGAGCAACUCGUGUGCCAAAAUUACAGGCUAAGCUCCAGGAGUUUCUUGGAAGGAAAGAUCUGGACAAACAUCUCGAUGCUGAUGAAGCAAUAGCUCUCGGGGCAUCACUGCAUGCUGCAAAUUUGAGUGAUGGCAUCAAGCUAAACCGUAAGCUAGGAAUGAUUGAUGGCUCUUCUUAUGGCUUUGUACUUGAAUUAGAUGGCCCAGAUCUUGUGAAAGAUGAAAACACUGAUCUUUUACUUGUACCACGAAUGAAGAAAAUGCCUAGCAAGAUGUUCAGGUCUAUCAAACAUAACAAGGACUUUGAAGCUUUUCUAAGUUAUGAAAAAGUGAAUGAAUUGCCUCCAGGAGUUUCUUCUAAUAAGUUUGCUCAUUAUUCAGUAUCUGGUCUGACAGAAGCCAGUGAGAAGUAUUCAACGCGCAACCUCUCUGCCCCCAUCAAAGCAAAUCUACAUUUUUCUCUGAGCAGGAGUGGAGUUAUUUCUCUUGAUCGAGCGGAUGCAGUGAUUGAGAUAUCUGAAUGGGUAGAAGUUCCUAAGAGAAACAAGACAAUCGAAACUAAUGUUAUCAGUAAUCUCAACAUAUCCGCUGAAGCAAGCCCGGAAAACAGUUCAGAAGUCAACAAGGAAAGCUUGGAUGCUGAGAAUGGUACCAAUAACUCCAACUCCACCAUAGAUGAGCAGGGUAGUGCAGAUAUUAUAACAGAAAAGAUAUUUAAAAAGAGAACCUUUAGGGUUCCACUGAAGAUAGUGGAGAAAUCAGCUGGCCCUGGGGCAAUACUUUCAAGGGAUUUGUUUUCUGAAGCCAAACUAAGAUUAGAGGCGCUUGACAAAAAGGAUGCUGAAAGAAAAAGAACUGCAGAACUCAAGAAUAACCUGGAGGCAUAUAUUUAUUCUACAAGAGAAAAGAUUGAGGAUAAUGUGGAGAUAGAGAAAGUUUCAACAGAACAUGAGCGUCAGUCCUUUGUGGAGAAACUUAGUGAGGUUCAAGAAUGGUUGUAUACUGAUGGUGAAGAUGCUCCAGCAAGUGAGUUCAAAGAGCGCCUUGAGUCACUCAAAGCCAUUGGUGACCCAAUAUUUUUCAGAUUGAGUGAGUUAACUGCACGACCAGUUGCUUCUGAACAUGCUCGAAUAUACCUUGAUGAGCUGCAAAAGGUAUGUACUCGUAUUGGAAUUAUGUGUUUUGAGGAGCUACAGGUGCAAGUCUUUCUAGUCAAUGAUAUAUAUAUAUAGGUGUCAUUGGUUAGAAUUUGUGCUCCUAUUCAGAUUACUACUUUAUCUAGUGGGCCUUGGACUUGUGUGAAAGGUUUGCAGAGUAAUAGCAAAGAUCUGUGUAUAAGUUGUAAGAUAACUUAAAGGAAGUUUCUAUUGAUAUGCAAUAUGACGGGAACAAGAUAUGUAAGUAGAUUGAAAAUACCAGAUCCAAAAGCUUGUCUGUCGACUUGGCUGAUGACUAGCAUUCACGAAUCAGACUUGUACAUGUAUGCUAUACAAAAUCAGACAAAAUCUAAAGUUUUAAUUUAAUCUAUUGAGUAAAGGCACAUAUAUAUCAGUGGUAGCACCGGGAAUGGUUUAGAAAGAAACAACUGAUUUUUUUAAUGAAAAUUUAGUUGUGGUUUAACUCACAAAUACUCCUUUGAGAAAUACAUUUAUGUCUACUAUGUGCUCAAGAUUGACACAUAAUAUUAUAAGAAUGACCUUAUUCUAUUGAUGAGCUUUCCAAUUCUCAUGCGCAUGCUAGAGCAAUGAGAUCAAACUUGUGCCUUCAAAUAGGUAUUCUAGUUGUUUAAAUCUCCUCGUCUUCUAUUAAGAAUGUAAUCCAUGUUAGAUGUUGGACAUCAGAUUUAGUUUGAGAUUCUCCCUAUGUUGAAUAAUGCUCAUCUUAAAAAAUGACCAGAAGGAUGGAGAAGACUUGCUUAUCUCUCUUAUUCAGUGUCCUGAAAUUGGACAUAAUCAUGAUCAGCGUGCAUAGUGUUGGUAAAUAUCGGAAAAACUAUGCAAAGAUUGCAUAGGGAAGGUUGAAAGCAUCAUUUAAUGCCCUUGUAUGGGUCAGAGAUUGGAAUGAUGCUUGAACAGUGCAACUUCAUUAUGCUUGGCAAGCCACCCUGUUAAUGUACGGUUGGAAAAGUGCAUCAACAUAACUUUAUUUACUUGUAAUGCAUAGACUAAUUCAGAUGAUUCUGUGGUGAUGGAUAGAUGGGACUAGUAAUUAGAAUAUACUUUUGGUCUAUAUGCACAUCAUCCAUAUGAAACCUUUUUGAUAUGCAUAGCUAUUUCUAGAAGGGAAAAAGAAACCAUUUUGUACACAUGCUAUACUUAUACCGACAAAAGCAACAAGAAAACAUAUUCCACAGAAAAGGGGUUUUCCUCUUGAAUAUCAACAGCUGCCAUGUAAUAUAAUGUUAUGAACUGUACUGUUCUGGUUGAUACACUAGUAUACGGGGCAAUUCUAAUCUAUACUGUACUAUGUUGAUACUCGCCCUUAAGAUAACAAGAGAUUUGUUGUGGCUGUGAGAUAUUGGCACAUUCUUAGUAGUAUGAUGCAAUGUGUUAAAUACUGGUACCUUAAUAUCAUCAGAAGUUCCAGGAAUGACAAAUUCUGAAUUUACAAGUUACAUGCUUGCUAGGACUGCAGCAAAACUUGCGUACAUGCAAACUGUCUUAUAAUUGCUUCACAGUUUCCUGUUUGACAAGUUGUUUUCAAAGCAUUUCAUUUACUGUGUAUGCAACUUGUUAUGUUACUUUUUCAUCCUACUUAUGCGAGAAUAUUUGUUUCUUUAUAUGACUAUAGUUAUGAGUUUUUUUUUUUAAUGCCUGAUCUAGCUUUUUACCUAGAAAAGCAAUUUUUCUGAGCAGAAUAUUCUCGCUGCUUGAUGUGGAAAACUGAUUGUUAUUGAUUCAAUUAUUUAUUUACUAUGGAGGACCUUUUCAACAACAGCAGUGGAUUACUGAUCUGUUCAUGGCUAGACUUGGUUUCAAUUAAACAGUGCUGCUGCAUUGAUUUUUUUCUUUGGAACUC